AACUUGGAUAUAUAUAUGUUGUUGCAGAGUAAGGCGUGUGCUUCAGUACUGCUGGAGCAGGUGUGCCGCCAGCUCAACCUCCUCGAAUCUGACUACUUUGGUCUUGAAUACACCGAUGGUAACACUCGCUACUGGCUUGACCUCGAGAAGCCUAUGAACAGACAGGUUUGUUUGAGUCAAGUAGAACCAGUGUUGCGGUUUUGUGUCAAGUUUUACACUCCUGACCCUGCCCAGCUGGAGGAAGAGUACACUCGCUACCUCUUCGCAUUACAGAUCAAGCGAGACCUUGCCCAUGGCUGGCUUAUGUGCAAUGACAACACUGCUGCGCUCAUGGCCUCUUACAUUGUUCAAGCGGAAUGUGGAGACUUUGUUGAAGAGGAUUAUCCUGAUCAUCGCUACCUCUCCUUGUACAAGUUUGUUCCUUCUCAAGACCCAGAGCUGGAGAGAAAAAUCAUGGAAAAUCACAAAAAACAUGUGGGCAUGACACCUGCUGCAGCUGAUCUAAAUCUCUUGGAAACUGCAAGAAGAUGUGAAUUGUAUGGUAUUAAAAUGCACCCUGCAAAGGAUAAUGAAGGUGUGCCUCUAAACCUUGCAGUUGCACACAUGGGUGUGUUAGUGUUCCAGAACUACACAAAGAUCAAUACCUUCUCUUGGGCGAAGAUAAGAAAACUUUCCUUUAAACGAAAACGAUUUUUAACAAAAUUACAUCCAGAAGGAUAUGGCUAUUACAAGGAUAUUGUUGAGUUCUUCUUUGAUGGCCGAAAUGAAUGCAAAAAUUUUUGGAAAAAAUGUGUCGAGCACCAUGGGUUCUUCCGAUGUUCACACGUCAAAAAAGUUCCACGUCAAAAGACCAGAGUUCUGUCAAGAGGAUCAUCAUUCAGAUACAGUGGUAGAACACAGAAGCAAGUUCAAGAGUUUGUCAGAGAUAACUAUGUUAAAAGAGCUCCAUUUCAAAGGUCUCAGUCAUUUCGACACUCUCCCUCUGUACAUACGAGUGUAAGCAACGUAGGCAUGAGCAUCUCUGCACAACCUCUUCUUCCUCUUGGUGAUAAUCAGUGCAUUGGCACACCUGUAUCUUUAUCGUGUGGCUCCAUGACUUUGGCCUCGACCGGUGACCCUCAAUCCCCUGGGUCACCCACCCAGACUGAGACUGCUGACCUUCAUGACUUCGACACCCGUGACCUCGAGACCCCUAGCGUGACACCUUCCAGACAGGACACCCUCUCUCCAGAGACGUCAGUUACCUCCAGUCCUCAGCGAGGUCACGACCCUGAAUACCCCCAUCAUCCAGGUCAGCAUCGCCACUACCAAAGGGCACCCUCCUUAGACACUAACUCUACCAUGUCAUCACGACAACAACUGAACUCUAACCCUGCUCUCAUGGAGGGAACUAUAAAAGAAUAUUCUUUUGAUGAUAACCAUUAUCAAGAACCAGCUGAUGACAGUGGGGAUAAUCUAUCACAUGAAUCUUAUGAGCUAAUAGAAAAAGAGGGUGGUAAGUGGGCAGGAUCACAGUCAAGUUCCAGGGUUCCUAGUAGGUCUGGUUCUAAGCUGAUGAUCAACAGUGAUGUGGGAAGUACAGAGGGUCUGGAGUGGGCAGAACUCAAAGGGGAUAAUAAUAGUAACAGGGGUCGAGCAAGUAGUUAUACUGGUAGCCUCCCUCGUAGUCAUGGCAGCAGUACCAAUAAAAAACAAAGUAAUGGUUAUACUGGGAGCCUCCCAAGAACUCACAGUAGCAGUCAGUCCUGUAAUUUGUCACGUAGUUUAGCUGGAAGUCGAGCAAGUUCUAGAAUCACUUUGGAACUUCCCCUUGAUCCCCGUCCGUCCCAGAAUGAUGAUGAGGAUCUUGCAAGUCCAGGUAGUCCUGAGUUUCAUGAAAACAGUGUAUGUGAAAUUACUAGUGAAAAAGGAUACAUCUUAUCAACACGUCAUCUUGGAACCAUCACCAUCACAGACAAUUCCUCAUUAUAUAGUCCAGUUUCUCAUUCACGCCAUAGUGGCUUAGAACGCCAAGAAAGCCUUCCAGAGAGUAUUAGUAUUAGAUCACGCUCAAGUAGUCACUCUAGAAUAGGUCGAGAGUCUCGUGAAAGCUUACGUGAUGUAGGGGAUUCAACAAGCAUAAGCACCAUGACCAUGACAACUAGACUUUCUGCCAGCAUGAGGGCUGCUAAAGAAAUGGGUCAUUAUGUUGACUAUGGUUCAUCUCAAGAAAGUCUUCAUAAAAUGAGCUCGUGUGAAAGUGAUGGUGGUUCAUCACUCUCCUCGCAUACUAGAUCUUCUACCACACCUAGACCAUUAGAUCUGCAGCAUGGCAAUUUCCUUCAACACAGGAGAAGUACAUCAACAAGUCCUCCAAGUAUUACAUCAUAUUCCUCACAAACUAGGCCCCGCUGUAUGGAUUUUUCUACUCUACACAAGAAGCCAAAGUUUCAUAUGUAUGGAGCAGGUCGAGGUAGUGACUCUGGGGGUAAUACUGAUAGUGAUAUAUGUUCACCAUUAGAAAUUCCACAUCCAAUACCUCCUCCACCAGAAGAGGUACAUGAGGAAGAGGAAGAUGAUGAUGACCUAACCCCUUCUCAGGAGCAGGUGCAGUUUCUUCCCCGUCCUGCUGAUAUGGAUUUGAUUACCAGAAUUAGGGGUAGCAGUGAUGAAGAGGAAGAUGAACAAGAAGAUUUACAAGACUUGGAAUUAGAAUCUGAACAAGAGGAUCAAAUCAUUGUAGUUAUAGAAGAGAAAGAUGAACCUUGUAUAUUUGAUUUUGAGAUUUUGCCACCACCUCCAGAGGUGAAAGAAGAAUCCCCUUCAAGUGGAGAAAUGGAUCUUACAGACACAUCACGGGAAAGAAGAAUUGAUGAAAGUGAUGCCUCAGAGCGCACAGUCAUCGAAAGGUUUCGACUUCCUGAUGAACGGCUUAGCAAAUUAGGUUCUAAAGAUAGCCAGAUGAGCAUAGAAGAGAUAGAUGAAUCAAUUCUUGAUAGGCGUUCUUCUAUGACUGGUGAGAGAAGACAAUCUGCCCAUGAUAUCAGUUGGAAAUCCCCAUAUCCAACCUCAGAACGACGACCAUCAAUUCAGGACUUCGGUUGCAUUUCUCCCCUACCAGUCAAAGAGCGCAGGUCUUCGUUACAUGAUUCUGAAAGGAAAUCUCCUUAUCUAGAGACAGAUAGGAGAUCGUCUGUUCAUGAUUUAGGUAGGCGAUCUCCAUAUGAAAGGGAUAGGGAAGAGAGAAAGUCAUCAUCAUCAUCUGAAAGACGAAGCUCAGUGUGUUCAGAUAGACGGAGUUCUGUAUCUUCAGAAAGGAGAGGAUCUGUCUCUUCAGAGAGGAGACCUUCUCUAUCAGAUAUAGGCAGAAGAACAUCAAUAUCAAUUGAACCAGGGCAGAGGUCACCAUUUUUUGAUGCACCUGUGUUUGAAUUUGAACCAGAGAGAGAAUCUGAUUCCCUUGAGCCAGAUACCUCCUCCUCAACUCUUGCAUCAGCAUCAGAAAAAAGCCCAAUUGUGUCUGAUGUUGAGAGAAAGACCUUUUUUGAUGGGUUGAUGCUUGAUGACUCACUUAUAAGUAUGGAUGAGUUUACUGAAGCUUUGAUACCACCUGAAGAAGCCCCAGAGCCAUUUGCUUCACUGUCUGGAGCAAGAGUGAUAGAGAUUGUAGAAGGUAUGACAGAACAUAAAGUUAUUGUCACAACAGAGCCAGAAGAAGAGGAGGAGGAAGAGGAAGAUGAUGUGGCACCUGAGGAUGAAGAGGUCUUCAUAAAAGAAAAAGUUGCAAUUGCAAAAGAAGAUAGUGUACAGUCAGUAGAAACAGAGGGUGAAGGAGAAAUGGAUGAAUGUUUAAGGAGUAGGGACGGUGCUAUAGGGGUUGACACACGUGUUCUUGAUGAUGAUGAUGCCAUUGGUGCAGUUGGAGGAACAGAUGAGGACCUAGAUCAAGAUUAUUUUGAGGAUGAUGAUGAGGAUGAUCAUGCACAAAUGAGUGAUCAGUCCCCACAGUCUCCUGACCUUGUAUCAGAGCCCGAUGAAUAUCAUGAUGAUUACCAAGAGCCAGAAUAUUAUCAACCAUUUACUCGACAGAUUGAUAUAGGUUAUGCUUUUCCCUCUCGUACAUUAUCUCGGAUUAGCGAGAGAAGUACAACUUCUGAACAGGAACAUGAACAGGACCAUAUUGGUCUACCUGAACCUGAACCUGAACAUACAGAUAGCAAAAUUUCUACUCCCACUGAAGAAAAGCUCCCUUCAAUUCCUUCUGAAGAGCAGCAGGGAGAACUGCCCUCUGAUUAUUCAAAUUCAACUAGUGAUGAUAAUCAGAGUGAUAGAAGAACAAGCUUAAAUGCAGAACAGGAAACUCCUCAGCCAUAUGCUACACAGUUUUUCUUAAGAGAUCUGCCAGAAUUUGUACCAGGAGAUGAAAGUGAUGAGUUUCCCUCCCCUCCUAGUUCUGCUUUCUUGGAAAAUCCUCACACAGAACUCAGUCAUAUUGAAACCUAUUACAUGGAAAUCAACCAAAGAGUUAAUCAGAGUAGUGAAGGAAUAUAUGAUAACAUUCCUGUUAAAUUUGAAGGUAUUCACGAAGUAUCCGAAUCCGAAUCGGCAUCUGAAGAAAAUCACACACUUCAAGAGCCUGAAGAUACUCUUGAGAUGUUAGAGGAUAUACAGGCUGUUGAGGAGUUAGAGGAAGAGCCAGGAACAUCAGGAGUGAAGGAGAAAGUAGCUACUACAAAACCAAAGACUCCUACACGAGUGAGGAGGGAAUUGCCAUCUCCUUCUCCUCCACCUCUUCCACCACCCCCUAGGCCAUUUAUGCGCCCUCCAUCCCUAUCCAGAAGUCCGAGUCCUCCUUUGACACCUCCAACUCCUAUUGCAAGAGAAAUGCCCGUUACUAAGUAUGAUGGUGGUCAGGCCCUUGAUAUCAGACACAGAGUGGCUAUUGAGUUUGAGGUACGGGGGGGUCAUCUCCAUGAGAGUAGGGAAAACCUUUCUACUGCGGGUCUAACUGCUCAAACUGAUAGUGGCGAAUGGAAUAGCUUUUAGUAUUUUUUUUUUUUUAUAGAUUACACAUUUGUUACAGGAAUAACUCUGAAUAUGUGCUGUUACUGUCACAAUCCCAUACUUUGCUCACUUAACUCUUAAAUUGUCACCUUAUCAUCAUUGGGAAAUGCCUGCACUAAAGAUUUUUCUUCUUUGCUUAAUUGCCUAACUGUAUAGAUUUAAGGAUGCAGUUAAUUUUACAUCCUUAUUCUCUUUGGUGCAUUAUUCAGGAAAUUUCAAGCCUGUCAAUUAUGUAGUGUGUAAAAUUACUGUUUAUUGUCAGUUAAUUUAGCAUCAUAAUUAUCAUAUCAUAUUGGUGUUCAUGAGCAAUAUAUUGUAAGUCAUGCAAGACACUGUUUAGCAUUUUGAUGUUGGUUGCUGUUCUACUGUUUCCUGUUAAACUUGUCUGAAUUUGAAUUCAAGAAGUUAGUGCUCUGAAAUGCUGUAUGUCAGUGAAGCUCAAUGGAAGAUUUUUACCUUUGGAUUACUAAGCUUUAAUAUAGAAUGCAACACUUAGGGUACUGUAUGUACAACGACAUAACAUUCCUAUGACAAAUGGAUGUAAAGAAGAAAAGCCUUAUUAUACUGAAAAGGGCAGCACUACUUAAGUUAUAUUAAUCCUAAAUUGUAAUUUCAGGUUCAUAUUUGCUUUUACUUGUGCCAAAGAGCCUUAACAUUGACUCCUCCUUGAUGAUUUAUAUAUGUAGAUACACACACAUGCACACACUUAGGUAUGAUAGGGCCCACAAGUCUAUGAAGGAGUGAAUCUAGGAAGUGACAAGUUAAGAGGCAGGGCCAGGGUCUGAAGCUCAACCCUUGGAAUCAUAAUUGAGUACAAAUAGGCGAGUAUUGGGGCAGUACCAGAAAGACUAGGGAAUAAGGUACACUAACAAAUACUGGAUGCCAUUCACACAACAGGGAGAGAGGUUAAGACACUUUUGAUGGAUUUGGAUAUAUCAAAGGUGAUGGGAUCUGACGAAGUGUCUCUUUGGAUUCUGCAAGGAGUAGAAACAUUAUCUGAACUAGUAGCUAUGAUUUAUAAGAAGACUUGGGAUAUGGAACAAUUGUUAGAGAUCUGGAAGACAGUAACUUUAGUCCCUAUAUUUAAGAAAGGAGACACAGAAGGCAUUGAACUAUUGAUCAUUUUCUGACAUGCACACCUUGUAAGGUAAUGGAGAAAAAUUAUUGGAGGAAGAGUGGUAGAACACUUAUGGAUUAGUUGUUUCAGAAAAAAAAACCCAGCAUGGGUUUCAAAAUGGCAAAUAUUGUCUUACCAGGUUGUUGGUAAUGUGUGUGACAGGAGAGGGAGGGGGAUGGGGGGGGAUUAUUGCAUUUUCAUAGAUCGACAAUAGACAUUUGAUACCAUACCCCACAAGAAGCUGGGCCAAAAACCUGAGGUGCAGGUUGGAAUAACAGUAAGAAUAUUCUGGUAGAUCAAAGAGUAUCAUAGGGAAAGAAAGCAAAGUGUGAUAGUCAGGGAGAAGCAGGAAGGGAAAAAGAGUAACUAGCAGGGUUCUACAAGGAUUGGUAUUAGGACCAGUACUAUUUCUGGUUUAUGUGAAUGCUAUUCCAGAUGGGAAGGAUUCAGCUAUAUCCCAGUUUGUUGAAGUAAAACUGAUGAAAACAAAAACAGUUGAGGAACUGGAAAGGCUCCCAAUGGAUCUGAACAAAUUUCAAGAAUGAUCAUAUAUAAGUGGUCACUAGAAUUCAACCCCAUGAAGAUUGAGGAAGGAACAAGAGAAUUGGUAACUGGGUAUAGACUAGGGAGACAGAGGCUUCAGACUUCACUCAGAAGAAAUGACCUAGGAGUGAGAAUAGUGCCUGUUAUUUCACCUGAGUCUCAUAUCAGUUGAAAAAUCUCUGCAGCCAGUGCUCGUCUAGCAAAUCUGAGAGUAGCCUUUAGGUUCUUAAUACAACACAGACCGGGCCGCGGGGGCGUUGACCCCCGGAACUCUCUCCAGGUAAACUCCAGGUAAACAUAUGUCAGGCAUUUUGGAGAAUGCAAUACCAUCAUGGAACUCGCACCUGAAAAGACGCAUGUUAAGAAACUGGAGAAAGUGAGGAAGUAUACUAUGAGUAUACUAUGAUGUUUCUUCCUGGGAUAAAGGGUAUUGGAAGACAGAAGAACCAGGGAAGAUAUUAUAACAUACAAAAUACUUGGAUGAAUUGAUAUGAUAGACAGGGUCAGGCUGUUUAAGAGAUGGGGAACAGGUAUUCAGGGACAAAGCUUGGAGUUAAAGACAGAUGAACCACAGAGAUGUCAGGAAAUAUUGUUUCAGCUUGAAAAGUCAGGAAGUACAAUUAUCUAAAUGAAGAAGUGGUGGAGGCAGGCUCUGUACAUAGUUUUAAGAGCAGGUACAAUAGGGCCCUCAAGGCUAUGAGGGAGUGAAUCUGGCAAGUUCCAAAUUAAGAGGCAAGGAUAGAAUCUGAAAAUUGACCUGCUCCAACCACAAAUGGUGAGUAAAUACACACAUGCAUACCUGCACACAUGAGUGGGGAAAAUGGUGAAAAUAAAUAAAAAAAAUCUGAAGGGAAUGGCAUUGAGAUGAUGAAAGAGGGAGGCAAUUCAUUGACUCCAUGAGAUGAGAAAAUGUGGAA
Cherax quadricarinatus is the source of this 7620-nucleotide messenger RNA. The record is from RefSeq and is a predicted model, not a curated record. NCBI's taxonomy places the organism in Eukaryota, Metazoa, Arthropoda, Malacostraca, Decapoda, Parastacidae.